GUGAAAUACAGGCGCGCAGUUGUUUAAUCGUCGACGAUGUUACGUAGUGGGCCGUGAUAUAGUUGGAAAACACGUUAACAAAUCGUCGGAAGAUAAUAAGGGAGCAACGUAUUGCAGGAGUAGGUUGCUUGCAGUACUGAAUCAAAAUGGAAUCAAUGGAUGCGCGUCUUGUGGCGCAAGCAUUGAACUACCAUGGCCAACAGUUGCAGAAAGUGUGGGAGGGAGAACGCAACGAGAACGAGCUGGCCAUGCUCAAUCUCAAGGAACCAAAUUUUGAAAUCUAUCAGCAGCGUCAAAAGACUCUAAGCUUUGGCGAUAGAGGGAAAAGGCUAAAGCUACAACAAUUCCUUGCAAAAAAGGCAGAUGCCCUUUAUGAUAAGUCAAAUCUGGAGAAAACAGUAGAUCCUAUCAAGCAGGAAUUAGGAGAUGAAGAAUUUUAUGCAACAAUGCCAGGCCUUGAUACUUUUGUCACCAUGGAGAAAUCUCAGCGUAUUCGGAAUUUUUUGGAGAGUUUGGUCGUUGGAGAUGUUAUUUACGCGCAAGUGAUGGGUAAAAGUGCUGCUGGGCUUCUUCUGAAGGUGCUAUGCAACUGCAGCGACUGCCCUAGAGUUGUUACUGAUUUAGGAGUUAAGGCUCUAAUAUUGAACACGGCCACAGUGCCGGCGGUGGACAAGAAAGGUGUAACAAGAGGCUACAUGGCAAAUGAUCUCAUCUGCGUCGUAGUCAGUGAAGUUAACGUUGAAGCUGAACGAGUUGUUGCAGUUAUGAACGUACCUGCCCGUGAAGGGCAAGCACCGCACCCACCUAUGGGACUUAUCCAUUCUGACGAUCUUCCAGAAGCUUAUAAGAAAGCAAUGGACAACAAAGGACAGUCAUACGAAGCGAUGUUGGAGAAUAGUACUGGCUUCAACAACCCGAACAACAUUAAAUAUCUUUGCGACUUGAUGGGUCUCGGUCAAGAUAACCAUUCCAAUAUGGUUGGUUUGAGAGAAAGAUUCCCACCUAAUGAGUAUGCAUCGGAAUUAAGACAGGCGCAAGCUAGUAAGUGGGCGUUCCGUAGCGUGGCUGAAGGUAUUGACCAUUUCAAGGCUGGCCGUCACACAGAAGCCUUCCAGUGUCUCAAUAAAGCACUUACCGUAGACCCGCGAAACGUCGAGGGAUUAGUAGCGCGUGGAGCAUUAUACGCAAAUAGCGGCAGUUUUAAGAAGGCGAUCGAUGAUUUUGAGACGGCAUUGAAGCUGAAUCAAACACACACAAACGCUCGAAAAUACAUGGCCGAGACUUUGGUUGCUCUAGGUCGAAGUUACGAGGACGAAAAGAAAUACGAGGACGCGCAGAAAGCGUACGAGAACUGCCUGGCGAUUGCCCCAUUCCACGAGGAGGCUAGAAACUCCAUCGAGUACAUCAAGUCGAAAACAUUGACAUCCUCUUUGAAUCCGUUGGACACGUUCAAGAGCUUCGAGGCUGAGAAUGACGUGGGUGAGAAUAAAAAGGAGAAGAAGAAACGCAAGAAAGAAAGAAAAUCGCGAUCAAAGAAAAGGCAAAGGUGGAGUUCGAGUUCCAGUUCGUCGUCGAGCGGAUCCUCGAGUUCCUCCAGUUCAGAGUCUAGCAGUUCUUCGUCUUCCGCGAGCUCAAGAUCAGCAUCCCGGUCACCUAGUCGUAAACGGAAGCAUAAGAAAGAUCAUCGCGGCUCGCUUUCACCACUUAGCAAGCGAAUGGCUCAGUACAACAAUCCACCUGCUGCCACGACAGCUGCACAUGACGUAAUCGCUCCGGUAGCCUACACGUCAAAUACCAGAGAUAAGAUGGACGAUUAUGAGACAAAGGUCCGCAAAUUUCUUGAACAGACAAAAGACGACUCUGAUUACGAAGAUAAGGUAAGGAAAUUCUUAGAAGAAACAGCUAGAUGGAAGCGCGAGAGGGAGAAGGAAAAGAAACAUUCAGAGAGUGAGAAAAUGAAGAAAAAAAAGAAGAAAGAAAAAAAGGGAAAGGACAAGGAGAAGGAGGACAAGAAAAGCCGAAAGAAGAAGAAGAAAGAGGAGAGAAAGAAGCGGAAGAACAAGGAUAAGCUCGAACGGGAUUUAGAAGCUUUGAAAAAAUCUUCAUUACCGGAUUUAGAACAGUUGGAGUCAAAACUGAAUGCGUAUUAUGCGAAAGUUGAGAAAGAAACCGCUGUCUUAAAAAGGUAUGUAGCUCAGUAUAAUGACAUAGCUUCCCCUCUUAGCAACGCGGAGAAGCUCGCUGAGAGUUCACGAAGGGAGGAAGAGCUGCGCAGAGAGAGGGAAAGGGAGAGAGAUGAAGCUUCAAAGGCAUAUCACGAACGAGAAACUAGAGUACCAAUGACCGCACAGCAACGCAAAGUCAAUUGUGGUUUUUCACUAGAAAUUCAAAGGAAACCUCUGACGGACAUAUUCGAGCAAGAGUCGCAACUGAUUCACCCCGAACCAAAAUUACCUACCCUCGACACGGCUGCGUUAAACGCGAAAUGGAAAGCUGCACAAGCCGCUAGGCAAAAGGAUGUUCUUCCGCAAAAAUGGCAAGACGUCCCUCCGGAAAGCAAGAAGAUGCAACCCAACGUAGACAGUGACGAGGACGAUGAUAACGAGCUGGAGGAAAAGCUGCAGCGUGCAGCAUUAGAAAAGUCUAUGAAUAUCCGGAAGCAGAUGCAACGCGAGCUCGCGGAAAAGAGAGCAGCAGCCGCCCAACCCAUGUCUGCACCCACUCCACCGCCAUUACCUAAAGAACCACCGAUGCCGAAACAGGCACCGGUGAAAUAUCCGACGCCACAACCACAGAACAAAUUCCAGUCGUACAAGGACCCGUCGCUAUCCGCGCCACAGGCAACACCGACCAAAUUCAGCUCGAGUAACAAUCUCGGUGGCAAGUUUCAGCCUAUCGGGCAAAGUGGUAACAGUGGUGCUGGUCAUCCACCAGAACCACCGCGACCACCUCCACCAACGAAGAACCAAAACCAGGCGAAGGGUCCAAGAACAGAUUCCGACAGCGAGACAGAAAGACAGCACAGACAGACACCGAAGAAACGGGAAUCGACCGGCAGAGGUGGAGCCGUGACUAAGAGAAUGAGUAGAGACCGUCCAGCGAAACGUUCGCGCAGCAGAUCGCGCAGUGCAUCCAGUUCAGGCUCUUCGAGGUCUCGUUCACCGAGAAGAAGUCGUUCGCGAUCGUAUUCGAACAGAAGAUCCGGUAGUUACGAGAGGAAAUACAGUCGAUCACCGUCAGGUACCUACAGCAGGUCACGAUCCAGGUCACGAUCCAGAUCUUACACGAGGAGUCGCAGUCGUAGCAGAUCAGGUGACAGAAGUUAUUACCGGAAGAGGCAAUUCAGACCGUACAACAACCGCGGCACUUAUUACAAGCCACGUUUCCAGGGCUUCAAUAAUCCUAACCAUCGUGGCGGUGGUAACAAUUUCCAAAAUCGUAAUCGAUUCUAUAACAAUCAACACAAUAAUCGCUUCGGUAAUAGACGUGGCGGUGGUUUCAAUAAUCGCGGCGGCGGACGCGGACGUGGUGGUAACCGUGGCGGUAGGUUCUUCCACGGUAAACAGGGGUUCCGCGAUUUCCGCGACCGACGGGACUUCAGGGACCGUCGCGCCGCGUCUCGCGAUCGAUACAGCGACCGUAGCUAUUCCCCUGACCCAAUGAGGAAGGUGGAUGAGGCGAAGGAGAAGAUCAACAAGAUGUUGGAGGGAGGGGACGACGUGAUGGAGCAUCAACAGGGUGGCGGAGGUUCGAACGUUCCUCCGAGUAAAAGGCAAGAUGGACCUUUAAGCGAGGGUGAAGAGAGGGACGACGAUGACUACGAGAGGUGGGGAGAGGGCGAGGGGGGCGACACAGCUAACAAGGUUGGUUAGGUCUCUU
Molecule: messenger RNA, 3879 nt
Organism: Habropoda laboriosa
Lineage: Eukaryota; Metazoa; Arthropoda; Insecta; Hymenoptera; Apidae
Product: serine/arginine repetitive matrix protein 2
Exons: 13
Coding region: 147-3872 (1241 amino acids)
Molecular function (GO): protein binding
Source: RefSeq, a predicted model, not a curated record